AUGGAGCACUCGCUAUCCGGAAGAAUAGAGGCCGGAGGAUCCUCUGAUGGCACCGUCGUCGCGACUCCUGGCGCCGCCGGCGUCGACGACAACGUCGAUCAAGAGGUGCGUGACACACUUGCAGAAACACCAUACGAGGAAGCCACUGCGGACGAAACGACAGACUUCCCCCCUCUCCCUGACUUGGGUAAUAUCGAAGCGCGUCACCUUCGCAGAACCUCUAAUCAUGAAGCGAGGACACUGGAGCGUCAAGGGCUUCUGUACACAGACCUGUAUCGCCAAUUGCAGCUUCGGCCCGAAAGAUAUCUUGAAUUCUACACCGGUGUUCUGUGGCCCCUUCGCUACAACCACCUGGAGGAGGUCCAAAGAGGCACGCCAGCAGGCCACAGAGCAUUAACGAACCGUCUCUUGAGAAGAUAUGGCGACACCAUAUGGCCCGCGACGUCCACGACUGGAUCUGGAUGGCUCAUUGACGACGCCGAACUCAACGAAGGUGAAGUUCGCUUGAAAUAUGUGAAGCCUCCCAGCAGGGCCGGCGCAAGCACAGUUCCUGAGAAUGGGCCAUUCUUCACCAUCUUCGACGCUUUCUGGGCGCGCAUGCGCAACGCCAUCUUCACCAUACGCACUCAGUCAGGUGGACGUCCCAGAACCAGCAGCAACAGGAACGACGAUCCUGCCGCCGCCGCCGCCGCCCUCGACCAAACAAUAAUGUUCCUGACCCGCGAAGAAACCAGAGCGUCCCUGGACCACAUCCAGGCCCGGUUGCUUGAGGUCUUGCAGGAAAGCGACCCUCAAAUCUUCGCAGAGGAGUGGGUUGAAAUGUUCGGGCGCCUCCAGGUGAUCGAGAGUGAUCUCCCCAUGGCUCCAGCCGUGGUCGCAAUGGUCAACGGGACCACCGAUGAAGGCCCUCCUCCUGCCAUGUCCAACGAGCCGUUCAUCAGCCAAGGCAACCCGGUUCGAGAUCCCCAGUCGACCGUCCCCCCGACCAUCAUCCCCAGCGUCAUGUCUGUGUGGAUCACCACGGUCUACGUCCCGCCCGACAUGACCGCCGGAGCCAUCGACGGAGCCAUCGACGGAGCCGCCGCCGCCGCCGCCCGAUCCUCCCGCCCGAUCGUCUGGCUUGACGCACCAGUCCGGGAGCGCGACAUGCGUCACUUCGUUGGAGGCGUCAACGCGCGCGUCGUUGCCCCGCCGUCCAAGAUCAAGGGUUACAUGUUGAGCUACGGCUGGAGUGAUGUCUGCCGCAUUAUUUGGACCGGUCCGUUCAGCAGCGCCGAGAGAGAUGACCAGGGAGAAGAGACGAAGAUGGAGACGGAGACGGAGACGGCACUUCUCGAGCAAGGCUGGACCCAGCUCCGCAGCGACCUCGAGACCGCUUCUCGCGAUCGUGUCAAUAUCUGGAGAAUGAAGGUGGUCGUCAUCGCUCUGCCUUGA
Messenger RNA from Exophiala spinifera, 1434 nucleotides. RefSeq lists its product as uncharacterized. The transcript is spliced from 3 exons. The record is from RefSeq and is a predicted model, not a curated record. Lineage: Eukaryota; Fungi; Ascomycota; Eurotiomycetes; Chaetothyriales; Herpotrichiellaceae. Bases 1 to 1434 code for a protein of 477 amino acids.